Somion occarium is the source of this 1007-nucleotide messenger RNA. The record is from the annotation of a GenBank genome assembly. Lineage: Eukaryota; Fungi; Basidiomycota; Agaricomycetes; Polyporales; Cerrenaceae.
GUCCCCUUUCAUUCCUGGAGGGGAAGAUGAUGCCAACUUUCCUUUCUAACCUUUACAACCAUGUCAAGCUUUUCAUUGCAUUCAGCUGCGUUGAAUCGUCAAGCAGGGCUUGUGCGAUCACUGGUUACCCAGGAUCCUGACCUUGUGAACUCUACUGACUCAGUGCGUGCCACAGACAGUUGAGACCGAACCCACUUACGAGAAUCACAUCCAGGAUGGGAGAACGCCCCUUCACUGGGCCGCGUCUUCUGGAUCACUCGAAAUAGUUCGGUUCCUCAUCGAUCAGAAAGCUGAGGUUGAUCCAACCGACCAUAGCGGCUGGACGCCACUACAUAUUGCGGGUAAGCAUUCCUAGCCUGGAAAUUAGUCACUUUUCUUGUCACGAUGAUUUGACUGCCUGUGAAUGUGCUCAGUCAGCGCCGGGCACGAGGACGUCGUCCGUGAACUGCUUGGUGCAGGUGCUGAUGUCAAGAAGUCCAAUGACAAGGGUCUUACAGCCUUGCGAGCACUAUGCUGCAUCCAAGUCGCGUGUGGAUAUUGGGAAAAUAUUAGUUGCGCGGGGUGCAGAUAUCAACGCUAAAGACAAGGCCAACCAAACACCACUGCACCGUGCCGCAACAACAGGGUCAACCGGAUUUCUUAAUGUUCUCCUCCAUCCCCCCGAAGGUGCCCCUAAGACCCGUCUGAAUACCGGAGACCGAGUUGGAAACACACCUCUCCACCUGGCAAUGGAAUCGGCUCAUGCGGAAGCAGCAUGUCUCCUGAUAGAGGCUGGUGCGGACCGCUCUCGGGAGAAUGUCGAAGGACAAACACCGGAGGAGUUGGAAGGUGUUGGAGGACAAGAGCAGAGACGAGCUAGGCAAUAUGUGAUAGAUCGCUGCGGGGACCUGUAGUGUGUCACAGCAUCGGUCAAACUCUGCGAUACCGAAUGUAGCAUUAUAUAACAGGCUAUCUAAUACUAGAAUCUAAAAAGCCCAUGAACCAAAUUGAGAAGACGUGAAGCAAAG